GUUUUUGUCGUGACGGGAGUCCUUCACAUAUUCACUCCUCAUAUUUUUGCGUUUUUAUAUAUUUAUUGGGUUAUUUUAAUUUUUUUUUUUUAAAAAUGGGUAUUUUUAAUGACAGUCAUAUGAAAUCAGCUUAACACUAAUUUAUUCUGUGCCGAGGUCACAAAAAAGGCAAGUCUGGUCAGUACGUUCAUAAAGGUCGGAUGACAGGUGGGGACUUGUGUUUUACUCUAAAAAGACAAAAUGAGCGACAACGUUCAUCUUAGUUUAGCAAACACAGGUAAAGACGGCAAAACCUCGGCAGCCACGGACAGCAACGACCAGGACCAGGAGAGCUUCCCGUACGACGCGGAAGACCCGGGCGAAGAGAGCGACGCGCCGGAGGCGAGAGACGGCGCGGUCAGUCCGGAGGAGCUCAACGACGACGACACGUCCGGAGAGAGCGAGAACGUGCCCAAGACCUGCAUCUAUGACGGCUGCACCGAGACCACGACCCAGGUGGCCAAAGCCAGGAAGCCCUGGAUGUGUAAAAAACACCGUAAUAAAAUGUACAAGGACAAGUACAAGAAAAAGAAAAGCGACCAAGCCAUGUCGUCGGGAAAACUAGACGAGGCUUCGGAGGAGAGGCCUGUGUCUGUUACUAAGCAACGGCUGGGUACCACGGGAGACAGACCCGCCAGACCGUCCCUCAUUGAGCAGGUGCUGAACCAGAAGAGACUGUCUCUGCUGAGGAGUCCAGAAGUCAUCAGUUUCCUUCAGCAGCAGCAGCGUUUACUGACCACACAGAAUCGAGCUCAAACACAGCACAACUACUGAAGACUGAAGAUGUUUUACUCAUCCCGUCUACGAUUUAAUGCAGACACAUUUUCAAUGACAUUUUUACAACGGCAGUAUUCUAUACUCGUGUGAGAACCAUUAGCAUCUGUGACCUACAACCAUCCUUGAUGAUGUGGAGACUAUCAACACUGCAUUCUGAAAACUUGGAUGUUUGACAAGGAUCUGAUCGAUCUGAAGUACUUCUGUCAUCAUCAGUCUCUUUGAGAUCAUGAAAUGAAUUAGCAGCUAAAUCUACUAUAUAUCAACAAUCCAUUUGAAUAACCACCCUAUUCGGCCACAUGUAGUGUCUUUUAGGAUUUUUCAAUUAUUGAUAGUAAAUAUGAAAUGGCAGCUGUUAUCAAAGGAUUUUUUAGUGAUCAAUCCAAUCUGUAAUAAUGUCACCAGUGAAAGCUACAGUUUAGUUUCACCUUUUUUGCCACAUCUUGACCGUGUAGCUGAAAGUAACAUCGUACAAACAGAAUUGUUCAUCAGCUUUAUUAUUAUUUUAAACAUGGUGAAAACUCAGUAAGUUGCUGAGGGCGUUCCUAUGACGUUUUAUUGAUCUUGUGCAGUUUUCAGCUUUAAAAGCAUUAAUAUGUAUAAGGAUUUUUCAGGUCAGAAAAUAAGCAGGCAGAAAUAGAAGGAAGUUUUUUUGUAUUACAAGAACAAGAAAGCUAACGCAAAUGCAAAACAACAUGAAAUGUUAUAGAAGACACAUAUUAGCCAAAAUAUGACACAAAUAAACCAUUUCCAGAACAAG
Molecule: messenger RNA, 1573 nt
Organism: Cyprinus carpio (common carp)
Lineage: Eukaryota; Metazoa; Chordata; Actinopteri; Cypriniformes; Cyprinidae
Gene: rfxap
Product: regulatory factor X-associated protein
Biological process (GO): regulation of transcription by RNA polymerase II
Cellular component (GO): nucleus
Source: RefSeq, a predicted model, not a curated record